CAGGUUCAAUGCAUUAUGAUUUACCCCCUAUCCCAUUGUGCUACGUAUCAUACUCAUGACUUGAAUCAAAUAUAUUCGUCAAACUUUUAAUUUCCAACGCAAUUCACGCCUUUCUGAAUCUUCAACCCCCAAUUUCUCUGCCACACCAACAGGAAAAAAGAUGACGACGGAGGGGUUCCGAGUACUUGAGGAGAAGUCGCUAAUCGAAUACAUAAAAUCCACACCAUCUUUGGCCUCCAAGCUGGGAAACGAAGUUGAAAACCUCAAAAUCAAAGAAGUUGGUGACGGUAAUCUCAACUUCGUCUACAUCGUCAUCUCUCCGUCUGGUUCCCUCGUCAUUAAACAGGCUAUACCGUAUGUCCGCUGUAUUGGUGAAUCAUGGCCAAUGACAAAGGAAAGAUCGUAUUUUGAAGCGACAGCGCUUAAACGCCAGCAUGGGUUGUCCCCAAAACAUGUUCCGGAAGUUUAUCACUUUGAUAGAACAAUGUCGGUAAUCGGUAUGCGAUAUAUAGAGCCACCACAUAUCAUCUUGAGAAAGGGGUUGAUUGCUGGAGUUGAGUAUCCUUUAUUAGCUGAACACAUGUCGGAGUUUAUGGCUAACACUUUGUUUUACACGUCUCUUCUUUAUCUUACAACUACACAACACAAAAGUGCAGUGGCUGAAUUCUGUGCGAAUGUGGAGUUAUGCAGGCUGACUGAACAAGUGGUUUUUUCAGACCCGUAUAAGGUUGCUGAAUUUAAUCGUUGGACUACACCUUAUCUUGAUAGUGACGCUGAAGCUGUUUGGAAUGACAAAGUAUUAAAGCUUGAAGUUGCCGAGCUGAAAUCUAAAUUCUGUGAAAGAACACAAGCGCUCAUACACGGUGAUCUCCAUACUGGUUCUGUUAUGGUUACCCAUGAAUCAACUCAAGUUAUUGAUCCAGAAUUUGCUUUCUAUGGGCCGAUGGGGUUCGAUGUUGGUGCCUUUAUUGGAAACUUGUUUUUGGCUUUUUUUGCACAAGAUGGGCAUGCCGAACAGGGAAACGACCGGAAAGCGUAUAAAGCAUGGAUAAUUGAUACAAUAUCAGACACUUGGAAUCUGUUUUACAAGAAAUUUACAUCUCUUUGGGAUAUACACAAGGAAGGGCCCGGUGAGGCAUACCUUCAUGAAAUUUAUAAUGAUGUCGAGCUAUGGGAGCUUGUUAAACAGAAAUACAUGAUCGAUUUGUUUCAUGAUUCUCUUGGAUUCGCUGCUGCCAAAAUGAUAAGACGAAUUGUUGGGGUAGCUCAUGUGGAGGAUUUCGAGUCCAUCACUGAUCUCGAGAAACGAGCAGAUUGUGAACGAAGGGCUCUUGACUUUGCUAAGAAUCUUAUGAAGGAGCGAAGAAGUUUCAACACCAUUACUGAUGUUAUUUCUACGGCUCUGUAACUCAACGCGCGAUGUGGUUGGCAUGCAUAUUAAUAAAAGUUCAUGAACUGAACCUAACAGGAGAAGGAUGGACUGCAACUGUUUCCUUGUGUCAUUUGCUUCCGUACUGCUUGGAUUACCACGUGGGUCAUGAUUGGUGAUCGUGUUGUCAUCAAAAUCUGGAAGGUUUCUUAUUUAAUGCAGUGGUUUUAUUUGAUGGCUGAUAAACAUGUGUAAUGCCCGAGAGAACUUAUGUGAAAUAUAUAUAUGUUUGAUUUAAUGUUUUUAGAAUUAA
This is a messenger RNA of Helianthus annuus (common sunflower), 1682 nucleotides long. Its product is annotated as methylthioribose kinase. Lineage: Eukaryota; Viridiplantae; Streptophyta; Magnoliopsida; Asterales; Asteraceae. The record is from RefSeq and is a predicted model, not a curated record. The coding region runs from base 161 to 1408 and encodes 415 amino acids. The transcript is spliced from 6 exons. Gene Ontology annotation, molecular function: S-methyl-5-thioribose kinase activity.